Messenger RNA from Exophiala aquamarina CBS 119918, 2721 nucleotides. RefSeq lists its product as uncharacterized. Lineage: Eukaryota; Fungi; Ascomycota; Eurotiomycetes; Chaetothyriales; Herpotrichiellaceae. The record is from RefSeq and is a predicted model, not a curated record. The transcript has a single exon. The coding region runs from base 1 to 2721 and encodes 906 amino acids.
AUGGAAGUCAACGGUGCAGCGCCUAUUGACCACCUUUAUACCUAUACAUUGCCUCCACUGUCUCUAGAUCCAGCCAUUCCUUCGCCGACCUUGGACUUCUCACGACCGUCGCAUAUGCGCUAUCACUCCCGCGACAAUUCCGAAUCCGUCCAGGUCAUUUCUUCUCUCAUCGACUCAUUGAGCGCACUCUCCGCCGAGGCCAGGCGUGAGCUGCGAGACGACUUUGAACUUGACCAGUAUACAACUAAUUCGCACCCUGCACGAAAUCAGACUCCUCCCGUCUCCACCGAACCCCCCGGUGCAGAUGAUUUGGAUCGCGACCUCCAUGACCCCCCUUUAAUCGAUGACAGCAGUGACGGAGAUGUCGCCGCAGCGCCCGUAAUCCGCUACGCGAGAAGGCCUCCUGUGCUGUCCAAAAGGUCAAGCCGGUCCAGAUUCUAUUCUUUGAAUACAUCCCAGCCUGGUCUGGCUACUCGAGAGUCACAACAGAGCCUCCGUUCCCGUGCUGAAUCUGAAAGCGUGGGGGUCCCCAGCAUUGAAAGAAGACACGGGUCCAGUGCAAGUUCCACCUUCUCAUUGAUCAGCGGCUUCAGUGUUCCGCGAAGACACCCGACCAGUGAAUCCAUACGGGAGAUGGCCACACGCCCAGUUGCUCCGAAGCAGAUCUCCUCGGACAGGCGGCGAAGAACCGAAUCCCUGUACAGUGUUGACCAAGACAAGGAAAUCCGCCAUUCUGCUCGAUCUUCAUCCAUUGACGGCCACUCUGCCACGGGAAUGCAAGCUAGUGAUAACUACGCGCCGGAAAGUCCAUCCACGGGUGCGCUAAGUCGUCUGAGUAGGGGCGAUCUUGGAAACCAUAUGAUUCCUUCUCGUCGUUCAUCCUUAAGACGAAGUGUGUCUGGACUACCCGAGAAUUCUCUGGAAAAUUACAGAUACUCCUUGCCUACAAACAAGCUCAAGGAACUCAAUAUCGAUACAGAUCUUCUUGAGAGUGAAGAUUCCACAGUGCGAAGGAUCCGAGAGCUUCAAGAAGCACGGGAAAAGCGCCAGAAAGAAUGGCGAAAUGAGGCACGAAAAUCCGAGAGGGCAGCUAAGAGACACACCAUUGCAACGGCCAAGGUGUCAAGGCGGUCUAGCCCUUAUCCGAAUUCGAGGCUGUCUGUAACUGAGGUCGUAGUCGAGACCCCAGAGGGAGAAAGUCCGCUCGAAAUGUCUGCUUGUGUUACAGCUGCAGACCUAGCAAUGAUGCCGGUCAUAGUCAAUGAUCCUCAAACCCCCUUGUCCGCAGUGGCGCCAUCGCACACCUUCCCCAACAGCGCAGUUCCAUCCCGGACAAAUAGCAUUUACGGUUCCAAUAAAAGCCCGGCGGCACAUCUCAAGCGCAACUCGACGACCAACUCGAUCAAACAAGAUUCGAGCUUGUUCGAACUCAAGACUAUAUCUGAUGAGGUUGAUGCGUUUCUGGGGGCACCGCGGCUUACGCAGAGGAUUCGGCAUCCCCGGACUGGCCGAACCAUUGCAUUUUCAGAGGUCGGAGAUCCGAAUGGAUUUGUUGUUUUGUGUUGUGUUGGCAUGGGGCUGACUCGAUAUCUGACCGCCUUCUACGACGAACUAGCACGGACUCUUCGACUACGGCUAAUUACACCAGAUAGACCUGGUGUUGGAGAAAGCUCAUCCGUGCCGGAGGCAUCCUGCACACCUUUGAAUUGGGUGGACGACGUGGCGGUGAUUUGCAGCCAGUUAGAGAUUACUCGAUUUUCGCUUCUUGCCCACUCUGCCGGAGCGAUAUAUGCUCUGGCCACGGCUCUAAAGAUGCCCCAGUACGUCCGUGGGCGAAUUCAUCUGCUUGCGCCUUGGAUACCUCCAUCACAAAUGCCUAAGGGAGCGGCUUUAGGGCCUGACUCUCAACCAAUCGCAAACCUCCCUUUGUCCCACAAGAUUUUGAGCGUGCUCCCGGCACAAAUCCUUCGGGUUGCCAAUUCCCGUUUCUUGACAGCAACCAGUGCCUCUGUCGAUGCAAAACCUCUGAAGAAGAAGAACAAAAAUCUCGAAACCUUCGAUACUUCCAUGGACUAUUCGUUCCAGGAUUUGAACGAGGACAGCCUUUUUGAGAAUACUAUGGCCGACAUCGACAAGGAAAAUAUCCCAACGGGAAGUGCGGGCAGAUCCCGAGGGAUGUCGUGUUAUCAAGCCAACACUGAGGCUCUGAAGCAACAAUCAAAUGGAAUCAAACUACCAGGCACUGACUCAAGGCGUCAAACACAAUACUCGGUCAAAUCAGCGAUGCCAGCAUCGCGGCCAGUGUCUCCUCGAUUGACAGUGGAGGCCCGACACGCACUAUACAAUAAAACGCUUACGCACCGAAUCUGGGCACUGGCUACACAGAAUGCCAACCCGGCAACUGACUUGGUGGUCUGUUUGGAACGGCGUAAAACCAUAGGGUUUCGAUACCCUGAGGUUACUCGUUCCGUGGUAAUCCAUCAUGGGGCAAAAGAUACUCGAGUGCCGCUCGACAACGUGCGGUGGCUGCACAGCGUGAUGAAACGUUGUGAGCUGAGAGUGUUGGACAAUGAGGGACAUGGACUGAUGGCGUCCGCAUCGGCCAUGUCAGCCGUUCUUGGCGAGAUCGCCAAAGAAUGGGAGGAGUGGGAGAAGAUAGCAUUGGGAAAGGAGAAGAGAAAGAAGGAAGAUGUAGGCUCGACACAUUCAAGGGGAAGGUGA